AUGCAACGACGCUGGCGCUUGAUCCACGACUCGGGCUGUUUAAUCAGCCAGGCAGCACCUCAUCAGAGAUACAAGCCUCAGACAUCGACAAACGACGACGACACCAUGGCCAGCCUCGCCCGUUCCAUCAAGUCCCCUUACCUGUCGCCCAGGCUGCGACCCUCGAUGCCUGGGCGUACCAUGUCAACCAACUCCGACCUUUCCAUCACCUCCUCUCCCAACAGCCCACGAUCUGACGAUCUCGGCGACCUGGUACUGUCCGGACGCAACACCCCGACGUUCCCGCACUCGAGAUCUGCCCUCGGCCGAGAGGGAUACAUCGACGGAGACGAUAUCCGUGCCUAUAAUGCCCGUUUUCAAGAUGAUAAUGAUCGAUCGAUCCCUGGCACCCCAUCUGGAUCUUCUACUCCACGCAGUCGCAGCCGUGCUCGACCCAUAGCCAUUGAGCUGCCGCAACUCAAGCGCUUCAGCACUGCUCCCGCGCGCACUCCACCCGAGCCUCUCUCAGCACGAGGUGAUCUUCCUGGAGGUUAUUUCCCACUUCACGAAGACCCCAACAGCCGCAUACAUCGCCCACACCCAUUUCAGCAUCACCCAGACACCAGAAUGAGCCGCCUUAUCUCAGAGUCGGGACCAGUCUACGCCGACCGUCCAACCUCACACCCCGCCCAGAACGCCUCCAUGAUUCAAUCGAACACGCCUGUUGCCUCUUACCUGGCUCCCGGCUUCCAUGAUAGCCCCCUGCCUAUGGGGAAGUACUAUCCUUCCAACUAUGAGAACAGGAACGGCAGUCAGACAAACCUGCGUCCUAGUUUGACAGGCACACUCUCGUCUGACAUCGGGCCCGAUUCUCAUGCAACUCCCCGCACGACCAACCAGUCAAUGCAUGAGACGGAACUCCGUCGCAAGUUGCAACAAUACCAGCGGGACAUGAUUGCUCAAGCCAGCAUGGCUGCCAACGAGCUCAUUAGCAGCUCGGCCAAGUCCGAUCACAAACUUGAUGCCGGUGUCUCGCUGAGCUCUCUCCCUCUUCGAGAGUCGCGGUUCAUUGCGCCUGCUCCGCUCAAGCCCCGAUCUCCUAGGCUGGCUCCCCUCGGUAGUCCAGGACCGGUGACGCCAAUGGACCUUGAAUCACUUGGUGAUGGUGAUUACAUGUCCCGCUAA
This is a messenger RNA of Fusarium falciforme, 1164 nucleotides long. RefSeq lists its product as hypothetical. The record is from RefSeq and is a predicted model, not a curated record. The transcript is spliced from 3 exons. Bases 1 to 1164 code for a protein of 387 amino acids. Lineage: Eukaryota; Fungi; Ascomycota; Sordariomycetes; Hypocreales; Nectriaceae.